This is a messenger RNA of Gastrolobium bilobum, 1536 nucleotides long. Its product is annotated as sugar transport protein 14-like. Gene Ontology annotation, molecular function: monosaccharide transmembrane transporter activity. The record is from RefSeq and is a predicted model, not a curated record. Gene Ontology annotation, cellular component: membrane. Gene Ontology annotation, biological process: monosaccharide transmembrane transport. Lineage: Eukaryota; Viridiplantae; Streptophyta; Magnoliopsida; Fabales; Fabaceae. The coding region runs from base 1 to 1536 and encodes 511 amino acids. The transcript is spliced from 4 exons.
AUGGCUGGUGGUGGAAUUGUGAAUGCUGGGUCUCUCAAAAGGGCUCAUCUUUAUGAGUACAAGAUUACUGGGUACUUCAUCUUUUCUUGCAUUGUUGGAGCUCUUGGUGGCUCUCUCUUCGGAUAUGAUCUUGGUGUUUCAGGUGGAGUUACUUCCAUGGAUGAUUUCCUGAUAGAAUUCUUCCCCCAAGUGUAUGAGAGGAAGCAUGCACAUUUGCAGGAGACAGAUUAUUGUAAAUAUGAUGAUCAAAUGUUAACACUCUUUACUUCGUCUUUGUACUUUGCGGCUCUGGUGUCCACCUUUGGUGCUUCCAGCGUAACAAAAAAUAAAGGCAGGAGAGCCAGUAUUAUUGUUGGUUCCAUAAGCUUUUUCAUAGGAGCUGUCCUGAAUGCUGCAGCCAAGAACAUUGCAAUGUUGCUAAUUGGUCGUAUCCUUCUUGGUGUGGGCAUUGGAUUUGGUAACCAAGCCGUUCCAUUGUAUCUAUCAGAAAUGGCUCCUGCAAAAGUCCGAGGAGCAGUGAACCAACUAUUUCAAUUAACAACUUGCUUGGGAAUUUUGAUUGCUAACCUUGUAAAUUAUGCUACUGAGAAAAUUCAUCCAUGGGGAUGGAGAUUAUCUCUUGGUUUAGCUACUGUCCCGGCAACUGUUAUGUUCAUUGGUGGUUUGUUGUGUCCCGAGACACCUAACAGUCUUGUAGAACAAGGCAAAAUGGAUGAGGGAAGAAAGGUAUUGGAGAGAGUUAGGGGUACCCCUAAUGUUGAUGCUGAAUUUGAAGAUCUUAUUGAAGCCAGCAGAGAAGCACAGGCCAUCAAGAACCCAUUUCAGAACCUCCUACUUAAAAAGAACAGGCCUCAAUUUAUAAUUGGUGCCUUGGCUAUCCCUGCAUUCCAACAGCUUACUGGCAAUAACUCCAUCCUCUUCUAUGCACCCGUUAUUUUCCAAACUUUGGGCUUUGGCUCUGGGGCUUCGCUAUAUUCAUCUGUUAUUACUAGUGUAGCACUUGUUCUUGCCACGUUGAUCUCAAUGUUUUAUGUUGACAAGUUUGGAAGGAGAGCUUUCUUUUUGGAAGCUGGUGCUGAAAUGUUCUGCUGCAUGGUUGCUACAGCAGUUGUUUUGGCUCUUGAGUUUGGUAAAGGGAAAGAGCUGUCAUUUGGUGUUAGUAUCUUCCUUGUUGUGGUGAUUUUCUUAUUUGUCUUAGCAUAUGGAAGAUCUUGGGGUCCUCUGGGGUGGUUGGUUCCAAGUGAGCUAUUCCCAUUAGAGAUAAGGUCAGCUGCGCAGAGUGUUGUGGUGUGUGUUAACAUGAUCUUCACUGCAAUUGUGGCACAAUUCUUCCUCGUAUCACUUUGCCACCUUAAAUAUGGAAUCUUCUUGCUGUUUGGGGGCUUGAUUGUCGUCAUGAGCUGCUUUGUCUUCUUUCUCUUGCCGGAAACAAAGCAAGUUCCCAUUGAGGAGAUUUAUCUUCUAUUUGAGCAGCACUGGUUCUGGAAGAAAAUUGUAGCAGAUGAAAAUCAAGAUAGAUCAAAUGGACAUGCAUAA